Messenger RNA from Ectocarpus sp. CCAP 1310/34, 2880 nucleotides. NCBI's taxonomy places the organism in Eukaryota, Phaeophyceae, Ectocarpales, Ectocarpaceae. The record is from the annotation of a GenBank genome assembly.
GGGCCGAGCAUCUCUGGUAGCGCUGGCUGAGGCCGACUUCGCGCAGGCAAUGGUAGCGAAAUAUGCCGUGGGGGUCAACUCUUGUUCGUCAGCGAUACUCAUCGGUCUCAUGUGCGUUGGAGUCAAGGCCGGCGACGAGGUGCUGACCAACGCCUUCACGUUCACCGCUGUCCCCUCCACUAUUUUGAGACUAGGAGCGAAGCCCUGUCUGGUGGAGUGCGGUGAUAGCUGGACGAUGGACCUUGAUGAUCUGGAAAAGAAGGCCAAUGGGGGACGCGCCAAAGUUCUCCUCCUUUCGCACAUGCGCGGGAAGGUGUGUGACAUGGACCGGGUGUCGGAAAUCUGCGAGAGACACCGCCUGACGUUGGUCGAGGACUGCGCUCACGCGGCCGGGGUCACGUGGCGCGGCCGGCAGCUGGGGUACCACGCCAAGGUUUCCGCGUUUUCGACUCAAUCGGACAAGGUGAUCAACUCCGGGGAGGGAGGUUUUGUGACCACCUCGGACGACGAGAUGGCCGCUAAGGCCAUCUACCUAUCGGGGGCCUACGAAGGGCGCUAUUCCAAGCACCUGGUGCGCCCGUCCGAUGCCCUGUGCGAGGCGGCCAGGUUUUCUGAGCCAAACCUGUCGGUCAGGAUGAGCGAGACCACCGCCGCGGUGCUGAGGCCGCUCCUCAAGAGUUUGCCCUCGAGGGUGCUGGAGUACAACCGCAGAUACAAUAUCGUGGUCAAGACAAUGGAGGCAGAGGCUCUAGGGUUGAUCGAUGUGCCGAAACAGCACGAACUGGUAGGCGCGGUCGGGGAUCACCUCAACUUUCGACUGAAGAAAUUUUCCGACGAGGGUAAUCUCUCUUUCCAGGCCAAGUGCAAGGAGCUCGGGGUGCCUGUGAACUGGCUACGCUCGGGUGGAAACGCGCGAUGGCACGUCAAUUGGCGAGGAUUCGGCUGCCCCGCGCAAGACUUGCCGGUGACGGACAGCGCGCUGGCGAUGGCGUACGACCUCAAGCUCCCGCCGUACUUCGAGGACGAAGACUUCGUUCACCUGGCGCGCAUCAUUGCGUACGCGGCGCGAUCAUGUUGUCGUUCCGCCGCGGACGGUGGUGGCAGCCCACGGGUUUCGCCGCAGCACCAGCAGGAAGAGGUGGGGCAGGAGCGGGAAGGCGGGGGGGUGGAAGGCACGCAGCCGCAGAAGGACACCGAGGAAAUUUCACCGGGAAAAUGUGUCGGCGCACACCCGUAAGAGGGUAGGGGAACAGGACAAAUGAGGACGAGUUUGUUUCUUGGCUCGCGGGUUUGUUUUUGUAAGUGAGACUGAGUCAUCGCUCUUGUAUUUGCGGUGUGUCCUCACGGGGACGGUGUGGGAAGUUUCCUCACCAUACCACUCGCUUGUUUGGUUCAUCAACUUUGUAUAACGUUUGUUAGGGACCGUGAUCGCGGCAAGUGAUUGCGGCAAUACCCCAAGAUUGGCUGGAGAGACCCAUCUGUUGAGGAGUUAGAGAGGUAUGUCAGUGAGUUUGACACCAAAUUGUGCUGGUUUUUUGGGAUGGUGAUUGCGGUAGUAACAUGACGUGUUUCGAGAAAGCCCUCCGUUGAGAGGGUUGGCCGUUGUGCGUAAGUGUGCCAUCAAUGACUGUGCCGUUUCGCAUUGUCGGCUUUUCCAGGAGUGCCCGUCGGCCGGGAGUGAAAGUCAUGCUGUAUCUCCAUUGAUGUCUCGGAUGAAGUUUGUUUUGAGGAAGGCGGGUGAGAUUCGACUACCGUUGGCAGCCGGGCACGGGUUGUUUUCGAGGGGUGGCAUGCCGCAGGGAUAUGCCACGCCCCCGUGUCAGGAACUCCUACACGGACCAGUAGAUUCAGGGACAAAGCUGAAGGUCAAAUUUGGGAUUGGGGACAGCGGUCUUCGAGAACGCAGACGAAGAUUUAGGACGGCAACAAGUUGAAGUGGGAAAGUAGUUACGAGUGCGAAGACCGGGUUCAUGUAGUUGCAGAAUGUCCUUUUUGUCAAAGGUGGGAGAAAUGCACAUGACUGAGCUGGGAAAAAUGAAGAGGGGGUUACAGAUGUUUCGGGCAUGGGAUAGUCAGGAGAAGGCGUGGCUAUUCUGGGACAUGGGACGUGGGAUGAAAAAGGCGGGAAGUGAUACAGGAUAGAUAAAAACGGGAAAACAAUUUUGAGCCACCUUCGGCUAAUUAGGAAGUAACAAUUGGACAUCGGUGGUUGGUCCUAUGGGAAGAAUGCUCAGUCCUCUCGAAGACGCAUGGUCACUGGUCUAACCACUAAGGCAUGCAAAACAUGAGUAUGCCCCCCUCGUGUUGGGAACUCCCGGUGUGUAUCUGCGUAUGUAUUUAAAUGUUCAAGACACGGCGGCCCCGGUGAUGUGUUAGUUGUAUGGAGUGUUUUUUGGCGAAAGUCAAGCAGAAACAUCCUACAAAGAGUGAUGUCCUUCGCUUUACUAGGUCUCGUUGAAAAGGCGAAGAAUCGGAACUUGCGCGGCAGGUAGAUCCUCGUGCUUGUGUGCACCAGCGAAUUGUGCCGUUCAGCGCUGCCGGCGUUCCAGGAGAGCAAGUCGGCCGGGAGUGAAAGUCUUGCUGUAUUUCCAUCGAUGUCUCGGGAGAGGUACGUUUGAAGAGGGUGGAUGAGGGUCGACCACCGUUGGCUGCCGGGCGUGGGGUGCCUUAGCGGGUAGCAUGCCGCAGGGAUGCUACGCCCCCGUGUCGGGAAUUCCCCCGUGUAUCCGCUUGCCGUGUUUGCUGUUCAAGUCCAUGACGACGCCAGUCGACGUGUCACUUAUGUGGAGUAGUCUGGCGUAAGAAAACUACGAACAUGAUGUUCGGAGCAAAGCAUUAUUUCGCAUCACCAGGCCUCAGUUUAUGUUUUUUCUGCGAUUG